This is a messenger RNA of Capsella rubella, 1776 nucleotides long. RefSeq lists its product as uncharacterized. The transcript is spliced from 6 exons. NCBI's taxonomy places the organism in Eukaryota, Viridiplantae, Streptophyta, Magnoliopsida, Brassicales, Brassicaceae. The record is from RefSeq and is a predicted model, not a curated record. Bases 186 to 1550 code for a protein of 454 amino acids.
CUCACAACCACUCAACGUUAACCCUUGAAUCGAUUCACCUUCCUUACGGGGGAAAAUCUCAAAUUUUAAAAUUACAGAAACUUCCAAAAAACCCAAAAAGUCAGAAAUAUUGAAAAUUAAAAAAACCUCUCCUUUGAAUUGAAGACGAACCGUUUUCUCGUUGAUUCCUCCUCUUCUCCUCUCCCAUGGAUGAACCCGUUCCGGAUCCGGAUCCCGGGUCUUACCCAAUUCCCCCCGCUUCAGUCCAUCUCUCCCCUUUCUCCUCUCUCGUUCCGCCGCAUCUGUCCUCAACUCACUUCACCCGUCGUUGUCAGCCUCUACAAUCGUCUCGGCGUCCAGCUUACAUCUCUCUCCAAGGUUUACUCGUCAAUUCCGAUGUAGCCAGCUCAGCUCGGUCAAUCGGUGGCGGAUUGACCCGAGAUGAAGCCCUCGCGUGGGAGCUCUUUACGCCUUACCAGAGAUUCCUGAUUGUGGCCGUCAUUGGUGUCGCCACCGCUGAGUCGAAGAAGAAUGGUGUGAUUCGACAGCUCCAGAAAUCUGUUGAUCUUAGGGAUCAGGUUCUCUCAAGCAUGCAACAAAAGCUUGACGAUUUGUGUCAACAGCUAAAUCUUGUCAAGGAUCAGUCUGCGGCUGGAUCCAAGGUCUCAGAUCAUGAUGCUCUACAAUCCACUCUUAAAGAAAAGUUUGGAUCUGAGAGGAUUAAUUUUGUAGAUUGUGGCUGCUGGCUGUGUGAUCAACAUCUUCAUUCGUCACCUGUUGUUGUUAUACAGGAUAAAGCUCCUACAAAUCCGGUGAUUGACACAGAGCCGGAGGAAAGGCGUAUGUCUUACAUGUCAGAUUGGUGUUCCAGUGUCACUUCUGCUGCAGAAACCCAUUUUGAUAGUCUUUCACUCGACCAAGACAUGCUUUCUCUCAGGAAGGAGUGUCAAGAGAAAGAUGCAACAAUAAAGGACUUAACUUCAUUUCUUCAAUCGACCACCAAAGCUAGUUCAAAACGAGAAACGGAGCUUGAAGAGAUUAUUCUCAGGAAGAAGACAAUAAUUAAGAAGCUCAAGAGAGACGUGCUGGUGUUAGAAGAAAAGGUCACACAGCUCACUAGGCUCCGGAGGUCCUCCUAUUCAGCUGCAGUCUCAAAUACCCAUGAAUUCCCAAUGAGAAUGGACAAUCUUCUUUAUGAUAUGGAUCUUCUUACAACCUCUUCAUCCUCUGAUUCGGAAGCUACUGUAGACACACCCCAGCGUGCUUUACCAAAGGCUCCAGUUGAUUUCAUGAGGGAGGAACUCUCAGCUGUAGGACUAACCCAUAACUCAGCCCCAGCUAAAUCCUCAACAUCACUUGUGAAAUCUGUAAAGCCGCCUUCGGUAGUUAGUCCAUCGACUACUAGGAAGCCUGUUUCAGUUUCUUCUUCUUGUUCUUCUUCUUCUUCUUGUUCUUCUUCUUCUUCUUCAAGGCUGAGACGGGGUUCCUCUACAGGUGAUUCAAAGAAACCUAGAAGGCCAAUUCAGACCACUGCAAGAGAUGCCUCUGGUUCGCUUAAGAGAUGGGUUUAGUAAGUAUUGGUCUGCUGGUAAGUAUCAGUACCAGUUCUGAGAAAAAAGCCAUUGAAUAGAACCUGUUUAAAAUACGUCUGAAGUGCUGAACCAGAACCAGCUGUUAGUGUAAGUAGGUGCUUCAGAAUCUAAAGUUAUAUUGUAGCUAAAAGUAUAAUAUACCAUCAAGUUAUUUGUUUUGAGAAUCUUGACUUCAUAUCAAAAGCUCUCAGUUGGGUUUAAUUGA